Molecule: messenger RNA, 2219 nt
Organism: Anneissia japonica
Lineage: Eukaryota; Metazoa; Echinodermata; Crinoidea; Comatulida; Comatulidae
Product: histamine N-methyltransferase A-like
Exons: 4
Coding region: 161-1018 (285 amino acids)
Source: RefSeq, a predicted model, not a curated record
GAUAAGUAAAUUCUGACCCCACUAUCAGCGAGUGAUCUCUUGGUCAUAACACAUUUUAUUCCUCCGUGGUCUUACUACGGCGACCCCAAAACCUUUCGUAGCUUAACUGCCAUUCUGAACACACGCUUAAGGAUAUCAUUCAUUUUGUUUCAGAUCAAUAAUGGAUAUACUAGAAGACUCUGCUUACUACCUUGAAUCAUAUGCAGCAUUCGUAUCACAACAUAAUAAAUUCAAUAACUUACUAGAGUUGACUGAGUCGGUGUUUGUAGAAGAUGUCGUUAAGCAGCUGAACACUGAAGAAACUAACAUUCGAAUGUUGGGGAUUGGUAGCUCUUCAGGACGAAUAGAGAUUCCUUUCAUCAAGCAAUUAUUAAAUCGUUUCCCAAACAUCGAGAACACAGUUGUUGAACCAAGUGCCGACGCAAUUGUUGCAUACCAAAGUUCCAUAAAGGGCAAGUGGAACAACGUAAAGUUUUCAUGGUUCAACGGUACAUUUCAACAGUAUAGAGAACAACUUGAAUCAGCUGGAAAUGAUCAGAAAUUUCACCAUAUCAAUAUGGUGGAUUCCAUAUACUAUGUGGACAACGUAGAAGACGAUAUUUUAUUUAUGUACGAUAAAUUGGAGAAAGGAGGAAUCAUGCUUAUUGUGGUUCAAUCUGAUCAAUGUGUGAUGUACAAACUUAAGCAACAAUAUCCCAGUUUGUCACCAAAUAUUACGCAGCUUUGUUCCACCAGCAUCACUGACAUUUGCAAGACUAACCAAAUUCCAUUUCAUCUUCACCACCAAGAAAGUUAUGGUGACAUCACAGGGCUUUUUUCUUUGGACGGUCUCACAAGAAACGAAAAGUUGUUGCUGGAUUUUUGGACUGAAAUGAAAGAUUUUAAAAAACAAGUGCCAGAAAGUUUGUAUAAAGAAGUAAUUACAUUCAUCAAAAGCCCAAAAUGCUCAAAGGAAAUUGAAGGCAAAUUAAUGGUUAAUACUGAUAAUGAUAUGAUUUUAAUCAAAAAACAGGAUUAAGGUCUUGAAUAAGCAUUUAAUGACUUGCUGUGUAUAUUAUACGUGAUACUUGAUACGAUGAUCAUAUACUUGUAUUGGAGAGUAUAAGUCACACUAAUUAAUAUUAAUAAUUACAAUAUAUCAAAAAUCAAAUCAACAUCAAAUUUUAUUCAAGAAUUGUAGCUUGUAGCUUUCCAUCUAAAAUUAAAUAUGGCAUAAAAUGAAAAAAUGGUUACAACUACAAUAAAUAACAAAGUGAGCCUUAUCUAAACAUUUAAAUUACCAAAAAACAAAUUGAUAAAGACGAAAAGGUAGAAAACAAUUUUUGGGGAAAUUAUUAGUGGAUAUGUUACAUUAUUAAAUAUAUUUUUAAAUACCGAUAAGUCUGCUAAUUCUCAUAAUUUUACAUCUGAUUGAGUACAUUUAUGGUGUGUGGUAUGGGGUUGUUUUUGUACCUAUUAGUUCUGACUUUUGGUAGUUCAUAUGUAUUACAUUUUUUAGAUUAAGGUGGUACGAGAUUCUAAUGGGGAGCCAAGAUUUAAUUUAGCAAAAUCUAAACAUGACUUAUGUCUUCUGGUUUGAGAUAAUCAAGCUGGUAUGGAUAGAGCAUUAUCGUAGUUGUCAUAUAGAUUAGAACUCUUUUCUGUAUACUUUCUAAUAUAUCAACAAUGGCGGAUCCAGGAAUUGGAAAUAGUGGGAACCCAGGGAGGGGAUUUCACAGACUGGAUAGUUGAGACCGAGGUAAGAAAAAGUAUUAUUAUGGCACUAGAUGGCCGGAAAUGGCAUUUUCAGACUUAAAUUUCAACAUAAUUUUCCUUUUUUACUCAAUUUUAAAAUAUAGUUUAGGGAAAUUGUUGGGGGGGGGGCGCCCUUGAGUCCGCAACUAGUCAAUAUGCUUAGUGGUUAAACUAGCAUUUUAGACAGGAGUAACAUGCUCCAGUACAUGUCUAUGUAGCCUUUAUACACUACAACAAGAUCAGAUAGCGGCAACUUAAUUUUUUUUUUUUAGUAACUUGAUCACGUAAAACUUCUUAUUAGCUUUUUUUUUUUAUUAUAUAAUUAUUAUAUAUUAUUAUUGUAAUCAUCCCACUUAUCGUUAGCAUUGACCGUUAACCUUGGCCUAUUUGUUAAUUUUUGUUAAUUUGGGUAGACAAUAAAUUGUGUAUUGACUGCAAUGAAUGAACAUAAUUAUUGUUAAUAAUAAACAUAAGAAAUCAAGCUA